This is a messenger RNA of Haplochromis burtoni (Burton's mouthbrooder), 1352 nucleotides long. It is a transcript of the gene trmt10b, whose product is annotated as tRNA methyltransferase 10B. The record is from RefSeq and is a predicted model, not a curated record. Gene Ontology annotation, biological process: tRNA N1-guanine methylation. NCBI's taxonomy places the organism in Eukaryota, Metazoa, Chordata, Actinopteri, Cichliformes, Cichlidae. Gene Ontology annotation, molecular function: tRNA binding. Gene Ontology annotation, cellular component: nucleoplasm; nucleus.
AGGAAUGUCCUGAGGAAGCAGCGGCACUGGGAGAAGCAAGUGGCUGCGAAGAAGAGCAGGAGGAAGGAGGAGAAGCUGAGGAGGAAGAUGAAUCGUGAGCUGGAGUCCGGUGCUAGCACAGAGCGUCAGUUUACCAAGCGGGUCAUGAAGGCGAUCACUAAAGAGCGUCUAGCUGAGGCUCGGUCCACGGGGCUCAAGCUCUGCGUCGACCUCAGUAUGACAGACUGCAUGUCUGAUAAGGAGAUAAGCCGACUGGCAGGCCAGCUGAGGCGGCUCUACGGGUCGAAUAAGAAGGCGACCCGACCGUUUCACCUGUUUCUGACAGAGCUGAGAGAGGACAGCCGUCUCUACAGAGAGUGCGUGCGAAUGAAUGACGGCUUCCUCAACUACACGAUGGAUAUAACAGACCAAAGCUGUCUGGACCUGUUUCCUCCAGAAUCGGUUGUCUACCUCACUCCAGAUGCUGAAGAAGCGUUGGAAUCCGUGGAUGCUGACAAGGUUUACGUCCUCGGUGGUCUGGUGGAUGAAAGCAUCCAGAAGAAGUUGAGCCUGUCCAGAGCCGGAGAGCUGAGCGUCCGCACAGCGAGGCUGCCUAUAGACGAGUACAUGGUGAAAAAAGACAACAUGAAGAAUUUCCACUCAAAGAUCCUGGCUGUUAAUCAAGUGUUUGACAUCUUGUUGACUUUCUGCGACACCGGCAGCUGGAUGGAAGCCCUGCAGACGUGGUUUCCUCCAGGGAAGGGUUACGUGGUGGCAGCAGGCGAUUCGCCGCCUCCUCCUGCAACAUAGACUCAUCUUGUAGAAUAAGGACUUCAUUUAAUUUCAUAUCAACUACUGAAACUCCUGUGAAAGGACAUUGUUAGAGGAAGACUCUUCAUGCUGCUGGUGGGAGCUGUGACUGGUUAAAGAGGACAGCGCGCUGCUGUUCAGUCAUUUUAACACUGACAGAUGUUUAUUAGCUUUAAAGUGACUGCAGGGACCACACGCAAGAGCAUUUUUGACUGUUUUACUGUUUUUCUAGAGUCUUCAUAUACUGCCUUUAUUUGUUAUUCUCCAGCUUCAGCUUCUGUGAACGGCAGCAUUAUGAGUAUAAUUUAUAUGUAUAUAGAAAGAUGAUUACAUUUCUUAAAAUGGACCAACAGUGAAGUGUUUUGCACUGAAAAUCUUGCUUUAUAUGAAUGUCUCUAUAGACACUGUAUUUUUUUAAACUUCAUGUGUAUAAACAGAGUUAAUACACACUUGCACUUUCAAUUUGCAGUUUUACAAAAAAGCAUAAAAAUGGCCUGUAUUUGUAUAGCGCUUUACUAGUCCCUAAGGACGCCAAAGCGCUUUACACAUGCAGUCAUCCACCC